AUGAAGACGCGCUCGUCUGGGUCGGCCGAUGGCGGUUCUGAAUCCUCCGGAGAGUCUGAUGUCCCCAAACCGAACAAAGUCGAUCGUGCCGAUACCCCAGCAUUGCCCACGUCCGCAACGAGGAGCAGAAGCGCCGCCAAUGGCCUCGCAUGGAAGAAUGGAAACGGUCAUAGCAGCAGCACCAACGGCAACGGCCAUGCAAAAAAAAGCGACACUACCGCCAUGGUGACGCCUGUACCGCCUGUACCGCCGAUCCAGCGCUCUUUAUCUCCCACAACUUCCAACACCACGCCGACAAAGACGAGCCACGGAGCGACAAUGCCUUCGAAUGUGUGCCGAAGCCUAUGGUCUAUGUCGGCCUUCUCCUUGAUGACGGCGUCUCUGGGCAUAAUCAUACUACUCGCUAUUGUCAACUCCUUGUUCACCUUCCGACUUGACCCCAAGGGCUACCAUAUGUCCUACAUGCGACCAGACUAUGUGCAAUAUCCUGAGUUCGACACUGAACAUACCAGGUUCGCUACCAAAUACUCGCUGUACUUGUACCGUGAGCAAGGAGUAGACGAUCCCAAUAGGCUCCAUGGUAUACCUGUCCUCUUCAUCCCAGGCAACGCUGGAAGCUACAAGCAGGUGCGCCCCAUCGCUGCCGAGGCCUCCAACUACUUUCAUCAACAGCUGCAGAACGACGGACACUCAGUUGAUUCCGGGAUCCGCAACCUUGAUUUCUUCACCGUCGACUUCAACGAGGACAUUACCGCUUUCCAUGGCCAAACUCUGCUUGACCAAGCCGAGUACCUAAAUGAGGCCGUUCGCUUCAUCCUUGGCCUAUAUUCAGACCCUCAGCAAACCGUCCGCGAUGCACAGCUCCCUGACCCGACUUCCGUCAUCGUCCUGGGCCACUCUAUGGGUGGUGUAGUUGCCCGGGCGAUGCUGGUACGGCCGAAUUACCAAACGAACUCGAUCAACACAAUCAUCACCAUGUCGGCUCCUCAUGCUCGGCCUCCUGUCACUUUCGAUCGCCAGAUUGUUCAGAUAUACGACGAGAUCAACAGUUACUGGAGGGAAGCAUAUUUGCAAAAAUGGGCCAACAACAAUGCGCUGUGGCAUGUCACUCUCGUCUCGAUUGCCGGCGGAAAUCUGGAUACUAUUGUGCCGUCGGACUACGCGAGCGUCGAAUCACUCGUCCCCGAGACCCAUGGUUUCACCGUCUUCACUACAGGAAUUCCGACUGUCUGGACCAGUAUGGACCACCAAGCCAUCUUAUGGUGCGAUCAGUUUAGAAAAGUUGUCUCACGAGCUCUGCACGAAGUCGUGGAUGUCAACCGCGCCUCCCAGACAAAGCCUCGUGCCGAAAGGAUGCGUGUGUUGAAGAAGCGAUUCCUUUCAGGUCUUGAGCCCGACUCCGAGAAAGCGGCACACGUCAAAAGAGGCACAACUCUCCUUACCAUCGACCACGCCUCCGCCAGAAUCGUUCCAGCCGGAGAUCGUCUGGUUCUGUCCAAGCUUGGCAGCCAUCAAAGGGGUAAGGCGCACUUAAUGCCCUUGCCCCCGCAAGGGUCCCCAGAGUUGAGGCGCUUCACAUUGCUGAGCAGUGCCGGCCUUGAAGAGAAUGGUAAGAGUGGGAUUGAAGUUCUGCUCUGCAGUGUCUUCACCGGGUCUAGCUCACCACUUACUUCGAGCAUCAACCUGUCUGAAGGGUCUGGCAGUUCUACCAAGCUGGCCUGCGAGAAUGCCGCAGACGAUGCAGUCGUACUGCCGGCCUCUACAUUCUCCAGUCGUUACCCGUUCCUCCUUGAAGGAGAACAUGGUCCGGAACCGUUCUCGUACCUUCAGUACGAUCUCGAUCGUCUUUCGGAACAUCAAUUUGUCGUCAUCGUGGAUAAGGCCCCGACAGAAACACGCCAUUUUAUGAUUGCUGAGUUCAGCGGCCACUCGGAAUUCCACCAGCGACAUGAUAUCACCCUACAGAAUCUUCUUACCUUUGGCCUUUCUACAACCUUGCCUGCGGGUCGCCCCAUGGUUGCGGAAUUGGAGAUACCGAGUAUCACCUCCAGUUUACUAGCCUACCGCCUAGACCUCAAGGGCGAAUCUGUAGCAGACAAGACAGCACUAUUCGCACCAAUGGUCCGUCAAUACGUUGACCGGCCAUACGAGUCUCGCUUCUUUGUCAAUACCGACCGUAUCGAUGUCCGACUUCAUGGCACGGCCCCCUACGUGCCACCGUCUCUCUCGAAGCGACCCCGGAAAGGGCUCACAUUUCAAUUUUGGGUCGACCCGUCCAUUGAAUCACCGUUGCAUAUUCAACUCAGUGUGGACAUCCUGGGGAGCCUUGGAAAUCUGUACAUGCGCUACCGCACCAUUUUGGCAGCAUUUCCACUGCUCAUCGUUACGCUUGUUCUGCGCAAGCAGUUUCGAGUGUAUGAUCGGACAGGGAUGUUUGUCUCAUUCUCGAGGAGCCUGGAUCUAUCCCUGAGGCAGUCCAUCCCCCUGCUGCUCCUGUCAAUGACGCUGCUAUCAACAUCGGUGGGAGAGGCUGCCAUCUCGAGAUGGUGGCCGACACUAAACGGAAAGGGCUUAUCUCCCCACGCCCUGAACUUCCAUCGAAAUGAUCUGUUCAUUGGCACUGACGACCCUUUCUUCCGGGCUCUAGUCCCCCUCAUUGGGUUGGUAUGCAUCGGUAUCUGCGUCGGUCUUCACUACUGCACUCUGGUCGUGACAUACAUCCUGGCUGCUCUUUACGGCCUAGUUGGCCCGUCACUGACGCCGGGUUCCAACAUGGAGCCGCGACGAAUCCGAUCGUCUCUAGUUCCCUCGACGCCUCGAAGAAGAAUGAUAACCGCAGUAGCUCUGCUUCUCCUGGUAUCAUUCUUCAUCCCAUACCAGUUUGCUUACCUGGUCGCAUGCUUGGUGCAGCUUUUCACCGUCGUGCGAGCACUGCACGCCACGGGACAUGCUUCCAACAGCAGCUACAACUACUACCACUACACCCAUUCGGUGCUACUCCUCAUGCUCUGGGUACUGCCAAUCAACCUCCCUAUUCUGGCGGUAUGGAUUCGUAACUUGGCCGUACACUGGCUCACGCCCUUCUCAUCUCACCAUAAUAUUCUAUCCAUCAUGCCGUUCAUCCUGCUUGUUGAGAAUCUGACAACGGGAAGGAUGAUUCCACGCCUCAACGGCGGCUUAUGCCACGUCACGAGCGUACUUCUGUUUGCCACAGCGCUGUGCGCUGGAGUAUACGGCGUCUCCCACGCCUAUAUUCUUCACCAACUUGUGAACGUGAUAGCCGCCUGGCUUGUCAUAGUCCAUUCAACGACGAAUCCGUGGUCCCUCAACGGCAUUGGUACCAUGUUCGGUGGAAAUACCGCCGAAGCUUGGAAAGGUGGCAAGGCGCCUUGA
Geosmithia morbida is the source of this 3393-nucleotide messenger RNA. RefSeq names its product PGAP1-like protein. Bases 1 to 3393 code for a protein of 1130 amino acids. Gene Ontology annotation, biological process: endoplasmic reticulum to Golgi vesicle-mediated transport; GPI anchor metabolic process. The record is from RefSeq and is a predicted model, not a curated record. The transcript has a single exon. Gene Ontology annotation, molecular function: phosphatidylinositol deacylase activity. Lineage: Eukaryota; Fungi; Ascomycota; Sordariomycetes; Hypocreales; Bionectriaceae. Gene Ontology annotation, cellular component: endoplasmic reticulum.